Messenger RNA from Frieseomelitta varia, 1874 nucleotides. It is a transcript of the gene spab, whose product is annotated as prohormone-3. The record is from RefSeq and is a predicted model, not a curated record. The coding region runs from base 172 to 852 and encodes 226 amino acids. The transcript is spliced from 6 exons. Lineage: Eukaryota; Metazoa; Arthropoda; Insecta; Hymenoptera; Apidae.
AACAACGUAGGAGUAUAGAUUGCCAAUGCAAGCGCGGCUCCGACUCAGUCCUCCAGCAAACUCCGUUGAGGACUUGUUGAUCCUGAGAGGAAGCUGAUUCUUCCAGAUCCAUCUGCCUAGAAACAUCAAUUAAGUUUAGCUACAGGGAAAAGUCUGAGUUCAGAUAGCGGCAUGAGACAAAAAAUGUACACGUGUGUUGCACUGGUAAUUGCUCUAACGAGCACGAUGCACCUUGGUGUCGAGGCAUGGGGUGGUCUCUUUAAUCGUUUCAGCCCAGAGAUGUUAUCAAAUCUUGGCUAUGGUAGUCACGGUGAUCACAUGAGCAAAACAGGAUUGUAUCAGCGUCCGUUGGCUAGUAGCUAUGGAUAUUCUUACGACUCUUUAGAAGAGGUUGUACCAUGCUAUGAAAGAAGGUGUACGGCUAACGAACACUGUUGUUCGUCUUUCAUUUGCGUAAACGUUGAUGGAGAUGUUGGCCAUUGCGUUUUCGAAUUGGGACAGAAGCAGGGUGAACUUUGUAGAAACGAUAACGACUGUGAAACUGGUUUGAUGUGCGCCGAAGUUGCCGGCAGCGAGACUCGUUCGUGUCAGCCGCCAGUGACUUCGAAUAAAUUGUACAAUGAAGAGUGUAAUGUGUCUGGGGAAUGCGACAUCAGCCGCGGUUUGUGCUGUCAACUUCAAAGACGUCAUCGACAAACGCCGAGAAAGGUCUGUUCGUAUUUCAAAGAUCCUCUAGUAUGCAUCGGACCAGUUGCAAUGGACCAAAUAAAAUCUGUCGUCCAGUACACUUCUGGUGAGAAACGGAUAACUGGACAAGGAAAUCGAAUCUUUAAACGAGUUGCCUUCGCCUAAGAGCUUCGUUGUUCCUCGUGUACUGGUGAGAAUGGAAGAAAUGUCACGAAUCAAAUCCCUCUUUUCAUUACGUUGAGAAACUUAGGAUAAUAAUAUAUGUAUUACUUCAAAAUUCCCUAAAUUGUUUUGAUGUUCGUAAUUCUCGCCUGUCAGGAUAACGAAGAGCAGGGAGAUUAUUAAACGCACUUUUCAAUUCUUUUCCUCCAAAUAUUACGACUGAUAAAUACGAUACAUAUCAGAAUAGUCCGUCUUAUAUAAUUAUAAGAUAUACUAUAUAUAUUAAUGAGAAACAUUAUGCAGCGUGUCUUUAAAGAUUGAUACUAAUUUCUGAUGAAUGAUGCGUAGGGUGUGUGAUAGAAGAGAAAAAGUUUCCUUCUUUCUGACAAUUUGCUAGUCUUAUUUUCUUGCUUAUUCUUUCCUUUUCUUUCUUUUUUUUUUUUUUAUUUUAUCAAACAUAUUAGAGAUAGAAAUUUUGUAAAAUGUAUAGAAAUUGAAUAGUUGGAAUCUAAAUAACGGUACUGAUGAAAGUGUUAGAAAACUUGAACUUCACAACGUGUAUAGUAACCGUGAUAUGUAACUGGCAAAAUUUUGUUUGAAAUUUUUUAAAAGUAGAAAUUCUUUCUACCUAUUUUAACCUGUACACGACAAAAGCUAUUUUCACUUUUCAGUGAUUAACAAAGACAAGAGGUCUUCGAAUCAAGUUUCCUAAAUUUACUCUUAAGAUACUCAAACGCACACACAGAAUAAAAUAUAUUUUAAUUCUCCUGGUUCUCAAGACAGAGAUCAGACACCCUUGAUAUAUCAGUGAUAAAGGAAUAUUUUUCAUGAGAACGAGUUGAAACGAGGAAGAGUUAUCGAAACGGUAUUAAAAUAUAAAAUAAAUGUGGUAGAUCUAAUGGUGAAUCAUACGGAUAGAAAUUUUCAAAGGUCUUCGUCGGUGUUUAACAAAUGUAACUUAUGCAUUAUCGUUAAGUCAUAUGAUAAAGUUUGAAAGUAAAGCAUUCUAACUGACGUGAAUCUAA